AUGGUCCCCUUGACUCACACGCUGGCACUGCUGGCAAUGAGUGUGGCCACUGCGGCCAUCAAGGUGGUGCCCCUGGACAUGGCCCAGAACUCCUUUGAUGACCAGUACCUCAACUGUGGCCCUGCCAUGACUGAGGCCUUGCCAGCCCUCAAUGUUUCCGAGUUCCAGGAGAACAAGGAGUUUUCCCAGGCCUGGGUGAAGGCCACGGCCGAGUGGCAGAAGCGGGGCUCCUCUUCAUCCCCUCUGACCAAUGACCAGGCCAUUGCCCUCAUGGCCUACACAAUGGGGGAUGUGCACAAGCAGCUCAACCCGGCCAUGCGCGAGGCUGGGCGCUCCCGCAAAGAAUACCGGGACAACUUCCACUUCAAAACACUGCAUUUCCUGCUGACCCAGGCCCUCCAGAAGCUGAGAUGCCCUCAUGAGUGUCAAGAUGUGUUCCGUGGGGUGAGGACAGUCCAGUUCAAUGUGACACCUGGUGAUAAAGUCCGCUUUGGUCAAUUUGCUUCAUCGUCUCUGGACAAAACGGUGGCCCAGGGUUAUGGGAACGUCACAAUGUUUGAGGUGUACACGUGCCAUGGAGCAGAUAUCCAGAAGUUCUCCUUUAAUCAAAGUGAGAAGGAGGUGCUGAUCCCACCCUUUGAGACCUUUGAAGUCACCAAAGUCACCAGGGAAGGGAAGAAGGUGCAGAUUGUGCUUCGCUCCACCGGGAACUCCAGCAACUACAACUGCGAGUGGCUGCGAGGUGACAUCAUGGGAACAACCUGGGGGGAUGGGGACACUCAGUGA
Molecule: messenger RNA, 786 nt
Organism: Melospiza melodia melodia
Lineage: Eukaryota; Metazoa; Chordata; Aves; Passeriformes; Passerellidae
Product: NAD(P)(+)--arginine ADP-ribosyltransferase 2-like
Exons: 1
Coding region: 1-786 (261 amino acids)
Molecular function (GO): NAD+ poly-ADP-ribosyltransferase activity; NAD+-protein-arginine ADP-ribosyltransferase activity
Source: RefSeq, a predicted model, not a curated record